CCACAAUCAAGAUGGCGUCCUGCGAGAAGCGGCGCUCCGCUCCGGCCCCGGCGACUGGGAGCGGGCUCGUGGAGCCGGUUCGGGCGGGAGCCGGAGCCCGGGAGCCGGAGAGCGAGGCCGAGUUCCUGCUCCAAUCUGGGGUGACGUCCAUGGUGCGGGAGGCGCUGCUGAAGGUGCUGGAGGCGCGGCCCGAGGAGCCCGUCUCCUUCCUGGCCAGUUACUUCGAAAAGCUGGUGCUGAGCGGCCCCCAGGGCGGUGCAGCCGGGGACCGGCACGGGCAGCAGCAGCGCCUCGUCCGGGCCCUGUGGUACGUGCGCCUGGCCCACCAUUCACACAGGACUGCCUUUAACAACAACGUCAGCAUGGCUUACGAGUGCCUGAGUGCCAGAGGCAGGAGAAAGAAGCCAGGAGUCAAUGGGAGAAUCUACAGUGAGUUGCUCAAAAAGAUCUGUCAAGAUGGGGAAGCCCCUGAAGAGGUUGUUUCUUUUUUGCUGAGGAAGAUCCAAUGCCGGGACCAUGAGGCAGUGCCUUUUGAUGUCUUCCGUUACGGGGUGCUCAGCUGCUUCGUGCUUCUUGAGUUUGUCGCCAAGGCUGAUACUUUGUACAAUGUACUUGAUGAUGGUUCUGGCGUGGCGGAUAAAAGGGUUUGCCAGGCAGUCCUGGACACUCUGGAAGACGCUCUCGGAGCCAGCGACUUCUCUGUCCCCAUCCAUUACUUAGAGGCUGGCUCCAAGCUGGGACCAGACUAUUUGGCUUUGGCCAUGGACAAAGCAUUGCUAGAGAGGAAGAUUUGCUUCUCCAUGAACAGGGAAGAGUUUCUAAAGAAAGCCACAGCCCUAUUCAUUGCAAAAGUAAAACCCAUUGACUGAUGGUCUCCAGUGGGGACAACAUUUCCUGUGUUAGGGCUUCAAAUGAAGCAGAUUAUUCUGGGGAAACAUCAAAUCCUGGGACUUCAGGUGGCCACAGAGGGAGCAAGGUGGGCCUGCCAGUUCUUGUCCUUGCCUGAAGAGCUCUGGAUCUACUUGACUAGAGAAUGCUUGUCUUAAAUUUCCUAUUCACCUCCUAACUCCAUCCUGAACACCUUAAAUUCCAGCCACCUGUAGCAUUUCAUCUGCUGGCUUAUAUAUCCACAACUGAGAACCUCCCUUUUAAAAAUGUUUUAUUUCCAAUAGCUAUUGUAAACCUCUGCUUAUAGCUUGGGGAACAUCCAGGGAAACCCAGGAAUUCCAGGGCAGUGCUAGAAACUAAAAAUGAGCCAUUGUGGCCUGAGCACAGGACUUGGAGUUAGGGACUUCUGAGCUGUGGUCCUGCUCUGCCACUGAUAUAUUUUGUAACUUUGGGCAAGUCACUUAGGUUUGUUUUCCUGUUUAUAAAAUGGAGGUAAGACCUUCAGAGGAUUAUGCUGAGGCAUAACAGGUAAAUGCAGCACUUGGAGGAUUUAAAGUGCUAUUUCAGUGUUAUUAAUUAAGUGAUGUCAUUUUGUUAAAUAGGUAAGAUGAUGAAUAUCUGGCAAGAAAUGAGAAUUCAUCAAAAGCAGAGAUCAUACGUGACUGGUAAUCUGUAAAGCAAAACUGUGGUAUAUUAAAGAUUUGCUAGUAAGUUUGGAAUUUAAACACCUGAUAAUGAAGCAAAAACAGGAAGCAAAAACAUUCUAAUUCCCUUCUGGGCUAAUACACCUUGCUAUGUUUACUUCAACUGGCGAUGCUGGUUGGACCAUACCUUAUUUAUUUGUGCGUUUAGAUCUAUGAUUAUUCAUGCAAUGCAAUGAUUUGUUUGUUAGAGGACAUUAAACUGUUUAAACUUUUA
Gopherus evgoodei (Goodes thornscrub tortoise) is the source of this 1806-nucleotide messenger RNA. It is a transcript of the gene TPGS1, whose product is annotated as tubulin polyglutamylase complex subunit 1. Gene Ontology annotation, molecular function: microtubule binding. The transcript has 2 exons. Lineage: Eukaryota; Metazoa; Chordata; Testudines; Testudinidae. The record is from RefSeq and is a predicted model, not a curated record. Gene Ontology annotation, biological process: protein polyglutamylation. The coding region runs from base 12 to 869 and encodes 285 amino acids.